UAUCAGCGCCCAGAUGCGGGGUCGCGGCUGCUGAUUGGUCGCCAAGGAGGAAGAUGCGACGGCAAUGGAGAAUGGACUGUGGACUAUUCAAAGCGUCCUACUGAUGGGAAUAAUACUGUGAAAUGAUUUCCACGCAUUGACUCGUCUCGAUGGAGCUGAUGCCACGGCUGCUCUCCUUGUAGGUGCUGCUGUGUGAAGGAUGCACGAGCGAUGUCUGAUGUUGAGGCCACGUAUGCAGACUUCAUCGCCUCCGGCAGGACGGGACGCAGGAACGCCAUGCACGACAUCCUGCAGAGUCCCACCGACCCCGAGGGCCGAGGGCUGCCCCUCACCCUGUCUCUGUCCCAGCUGCACAUCAACGCGGGAGGGGGAGACGGAGGCGACACCGAGGACAGCCAGAGCUCUUCCUCCGCGUCCCACAGGGAGAUGGGGCAGAGGAACAGCUAACCACUCACACACUCCUGCCUGUGCACAGAGAGCUGUGGGACGGAUUCCAGCCGCCGGUGCGAUGGAAGUCCAAACCGGGCUGGUUGUCGGAGGGUAGCACCACCGCUGCUGACGUGCCCAUGAGCAGGGCGCUGACCCCCCCCCCCCCCCCCCCAAAUCCACUGUUGAGGCGCUGUGCUGCAAUGUGAUCACUCAGUGCUCUCAUGUGGCUCUGCUGUGCACUAGAAUAACUAGAUUGUUGGCAGGGGUGUAUUUCAGAGUGGGAGGAAGCGAGAGAGACAAACAUGUAGCUCAUGUACACAUGAUUUUACUUUCAGUCUUAGUUCCUAAACACACAGGCUGGAUGAUGGGAAUGCAAAGAGGACAUAAAGAGACACCCUGUGUGAGUUUUGUAGUCGCGCAGGCAAUUUGUGAGACCACUGAGACGUGCUGAUGUAAUGGAUCACAGUGGAAGUAGUAUGUUUGUAGUGGUGCUGGUAGAGAUUACAUUGCCAGGUAAUGGCUUGUGCUUCCUUUAAAUUGACAACACUGUAGAGAGAAUUGGACCGCUCGGCUGUAGCGAAGCUGGAAAGCGCAGAGAAGAAAAACACCGGGGCUCGGUUACUUUGGCUGUUAACGGGGCGAUGGGUAAAAAAAGACAUCCUGUACUGUUGGAAGCAGCAGACUUGUAUUUGGUGUGACAGUCUUCUAUUGACCCACAAUACUCAAUAAUACAUUUACAGUCCGUACAGUAUGGAUGGCGUUGUUCAAUGGCUCAGUGGUUAGAAUAAGAAAUGAUGAUGGUACACUGUCUUUUGAAAUGUUGAUACUUGUUUUUUUUAACUUUUCUAAUGAUGCCAUUAUAAUCACAACCGAGUAGUAGUUAGAAGUUUUGGGAAGAUGGGCUUAUUGGCUUUUUUUUUGUCGGAGAGCUAGGAGACGAUCGAUGCCGAUCUCAUGUCUGUUGGGG
Molecule: messenger RNA, 1396 nt
Organism: Anarrhichthys ocellatus (wolf-eel)
Lineage: Eukaryota; Metazoa; Chordata; Actinopteri; Perciformes; Anarhichadidae
Gene: pkia
Product: cAMP-dependent protein kinase inhibitor alpha
Exons: 3
Coding region: 211-447 (78 amino acids)
Biological process (GO): negative regulation of protein kinase activity
Molecular function (GO): cAMP-dependent protein kinase inhibitor activity
Source: RefSeq, a predicted model, not a curated record